AUGCCUUUAUUACAGUUACCACCUGAGCUUCUACGACUCAUUUUUCUAUAUCUUCCUCGACAGAGCCUAGCACGACUAUGUUUGACUUGUCACCAGGCCUAUACUAUUUGCUUGCCUACUCUUUAUGCACAUGUCCAUCUUGGUCUUCGGGCUCAUGUACGUCAAUUGGAGCAAGGUGUCUAUCGACGAGACGAAUUGAGAGCGGCCAUGCAAUCGUAUACCCACCAAUUGACCAUGACAAACCAACAAAACUGCAACAUGUGGAUGGCACGCGAUUUCGCUUGGUUGUUUAGUGCAGCUGUGAAUGUGCGUGUAUUGACCCUGGUUCACUUUGAGUCGCUCACCAUCGGGUAUCUGGUCCGGCUGACCCAUCAACUACCGAAUAUUGAGCAUUUGCGUAUCCAAUACAGCCAACUUAAGAGUGAUCCAUCAUCACAAACAAUGACAACACCAGGCUAUGAUGCAAAAAACAGCUUCGCAAAGGCUAAAAACCUUGAUCUCUGCUGGACAGAUUUUUCUGAAGAGGCUGCAGCACAGCUAUUACAGUUACUCCCCAACGUGGAAACAGUCAACUUGGGUGCCAAUCGCAACAAGAAUAGAGGAGCUAAUACAACAGCCGUUCGAUCUCUCUCAGAGCAUUGCCCUGCAGUAAAGCACCUGACAAUAUCAUUGCAGCAAGUGAGCGAGCCUGUUUUGUGCGACACAAUUACCUACUAUGGACCGCAAUUACAUAGCUUAUCGAUUCGUUGUGAUGGAAGGGAUACUCUCAAAUGCGUGGCUCGGCAUGCUACCCUCGUAAAGAACUUGACUAUUCGUGCGGGAUCGAUUCAACCACCACCACAGCGUGUUGUACUCACAUUGAAUCAGCCACAACCCAUGACACCUCCUUCUUUCGUUACAACUAUGAUGGCUCAAGAACAAACACCACAAAACGAAGAACAACCUGGUAGCAUUGUCGGCAUCCUACAACGAUGUUCUCAGCUUGUACGAUUGGAAAUGGUAUCAUGGCUCGUAGAGGAUGUCCCACGUGAAGUUUGGCGAGGGAUCGAAGUUGUAGCUUCUCGACAUCAGGCACCAUCCAUAGUUGAACGCCGUCGUGCUCGUGAACAAAAUAAGACAUUUGCAUUGGGAAGAGAGGAACUCCAAGAAAUAAGAAAGCAAUUUGUUAUGGCUGCUAGGACACCACAAUCGUCUCCAUCGCAACCCUCGUUUGACAUGAGUACUCAUUGA
Messenger RNA from Lichtheimia ornata, 1230 nucleotides. RefSeq lists its product as uncharacterized. The record is from RefSeq and is a predicted model, not a curated record. NCBI's taxonomy places the organism in Eukaryota, Fungi, Mucoromycota, Mucoromycetes, Mucorales, Lichtheimiaceae. The transcript has a single exon. Gene Ontology annotation, molecular function: protein binding. Bases 1 to 1230 code for a protein of 409 amino acids.